Schistosoma margrebowiei is the source of this 5008-nucleotide messenger RNA. NCBI's taxonomy places the organism in Eukaryota, Metazoa, Platyhelminthes, Trematoda, Strigeidida, Schistosomatidae. The record is from the annotation of a GenBank genome assembly.
AAUUUGAACGUUUUCACUUUGAAGGUCGUUGCGUAACUCCAGUGAAAUCAGUUUUCAAAGACAUGCCUCGAGGUCGCAGUGUUAAACGAGGCUUCCGCCCAUCUCAUGCGUCGGUCCAAACAAUGCUUGUUCCAAGCCAUGCUGAAUGUGCUGCCACAAAUAAAGAUGAAGAGAUGAACGAACUUGAAGAAACCAAAGGAUCAAAAUUGAAUCUACCUAAAUCUAGCCCCAGCAAAAAGUCAGAUGAAUGUGGAGUAGAGGUUUAUGAAGACGAUGACGAGCUUGAAGAUUCUGAGUUCGAAAACAAUACCACCGGGAGGCGUCUGGUCGAGGGUGAUAUCGAUGUGGAUGAUGCUGAAAGUGAAAGUGCAGGGGAUGAACCUGUUGAAGAAGAACCUGAAGAUACUCUGACGCCUGCUGAGAAAGCCUCGCAAAUUUGUCGCCUUCCUGCAAAAGAACUUUGUACAGAAGAAACUCAACUGUUCCCUUUUUUAGAAAGUUCUUCAAAUUCUUUAAAGGAGUCAUAUAUUGCUGUCCGAAACCUUGCCUGUUUAAUGUGGUCAGAAGACUCGUGUACACAGGUUACGCCCAAUAGGCUGUUCAUAUACGUGAUGAAUAAUAUGUCAGUCGAGAAUCUACGGGUGAUGAUCGAUUCUGGUUUGACUGCUCCUUUACCAGUACACCAAGGAUCCAACUCGUCUGCUUCUUCUGUUUGUGAGGAAAAUACUUCUGGUGUCGGUCGUGUCAGACAUAACAAAGAGCUUUCUCGAUCUCUUCAACGCCAUCUAACAAGUUUAACUCUUCCAAGUAAUUACUCACCCUGGGGUACGCCUACUGCAAGAGCAAAUUUGGAACGGAUGACUUAUUUAGUUGUUUUGUUCUUGGAAAGAUAUGGAUAUAUCAACUUUGGCAUAUUUAAAAUAAUAUCUCCACCCUUAACACAUGUGAGUUCAUCUCGUACUGCUGAUCCUGCUACCACUGCAACUUUUCUAGGAUCGCCUAUGGAAAUAUUAGACAAAUCAGAUGUCCAACUAACACCCAGAAGAGCUGCAGCUGAGAAAGCUCUAGCAGCAACGCGUCGUGCUAGCAAUUCUCCUUCUGCCAGUGCAUUACCAGUUAGUUCAUCAUCUACGUCACUGACAACUCCUCAUUUUAUUAUAAUUGGUGCUGGUAUUUCUGGCCUAAUUGCAGCAAGACAACUGACUUAUUUUGGUGCCAAAGUUACUAUUUUAGAAUCUCGUGAUCGUGUUGGAGGUCGAAUAUGGACUUGUAGAAAAGGUGGAUAUCAAGCUGAACUUGGGGCCAUGGUUGUCACAGGUUUAUCUGCAAAUCCUGUAGCUAUAUUGGUACGUCAAUUAUCAUUAAAUUUGCUUCCAAUCAAUACCGAUUGCUCGCUAUAUGACUCACAAGGUCAUUUAAUAAACCGUGAUCUUGAUGAACAAAUUGAAGAAGAAUUCAAUCGUCUUCUAGGCACAGCUGCUUAUGUAUGCCAUUCUAAAGGGUUAGAUUCAUUAGUUCUUGAUUCGGGUGUUGAAAUUCCUUUAUCAUUAGGUCAAGUUAUUGAAUUGUUAAUUAAAUAUCAAGAAAGGCAUAAAAUACAGUUGAAAAUAACACAUCGUAAAUUGAUCUCACAAUUAUUAGAUCGUAAAAAUUCUCUAUUAGAUCAGAUGGUUAUUGAACGUAAAAAUAUUGAAGCAGCUUAUGAAAAGUGGAAUUCAGCAUCAAAAGCAUUAAAUAAUCAAUCGUCACCAAUCCAUCACUAUACUCAACAGUCUAAAACACAAAAUCCUACACAAAAUAAAUCUCGUGUACGCAACGAUUCAUCAUCAUGUUCACCUCGUUCCAGUAGUACUGAACUAGAUGGAAAACUAGUCAUUGAAUCAGCUUCAUUAAAUGGAUCACAAAAAUCAGCUGAUAACAAUCCGAUAAGAUUAUCCUACGCUACUGAUCUAUCUCAACGUCCUUCGUUACCAGUAUUUAAUGUUAGCGCUCAAUUCGAAGUUCGCCAGUUACUUAGUCAUUUACAUGAAGCUUGGAAGAAAUUUCAACCACUUCAAAUUGCCCUAUCUCAAGUCAAUAAGCAAUUAGAUAUAUUACUUCAAGAACCACCGAAAGAUAUGUAUUUAACCAAAGAAGAACGUUCUAUACUUGAUUGGCAUUUAGCUAAUUUGGAAUUUGCCAAUGCCACAGAAUUGCAUAAUUUAUCAUUACGUCAUUGGGAUCAAGAUGAUUUGUUUGAAUUAAGCGGUGAUCAUUGCGUAUUACAAGACGGUUACGGAUCAGUAACUGAUAAUUUAGCACAUUUUAUUACAUCCGGUCAGUCAUUAACAGUUGGAUUAAAACCUCGUGAUAAUCAUCUUACAUCUGUAAUAACAACAACAUCGUCAUCAAAUUCAUCCACUUAUAAACUUGGACCUGGUCAUAUUGAAUUGAAAAGUACAGUUAAACGUAUUUCUUACUCUAAUACAGGUGUUCAAGUGGAUGUCCUUAAUUCGGCAUUUAGUCAAGAUGAUUUAAUUGAAUAUGAAGCAGAUGCUUUAAUUUGUACUCUACCAUUAGGUAUCUUAAAAGAAAUUAUCCAACAAGAUAAUGAAACAACCAUGCAUCAAUCACAAAUUACAGCAAAUGAAUCAUCUAACAAUUGUCUUACAAAAUUAGUUGUACCACGUUUUGAGCCACGUUUGCCUGAUUGGAAAAUUUCAGCUAUUCAGCGUUUAGGAUUUGGUGUAUUGAAUAAGGUUGUACUUAUAUUUGAGAAGAGUUUUUGGGAUCGUUCACACAAUCUAUUUGGACAUGUGAAUGAAUCAACAAAUUCGCGUGGUGAAUUAUUUUUAUUCUGGUCAAUUACUGAUAAGCCUGUAUUGAUAGCAUUAAUUGCUGGUCGUGCUGCAUGUGAUCUAGAAAAUGAGAAAACUUCACCUACACGACGUCUAUCACCAGGAUCUAAAGGUCAGAACUCAUUAGUCAAUAAUUCUGCCACAUCAACAUCUCAUCUAUUAGGUCGUGGACUUAAAGAACCUAUUAUUAUACGAGCUAUGCAAGUUCUUCGUGGUAUUUUCAGCCAAGAAGGUAGUACUAAUAGUGUUAGUAACAAUAAUAAUAACAGUAACAUUAGUAAUUGUAAUGGUGGAAUGCAUAGUAAUCAAGAAAAGAAGAAACUUAUCAUACCAAAUAUUAAAUAUGUGGAUGUGUUUUGUUCAAAACAUUCGACUGUUAUAUCAAAAUUUCGGACAACUGUCAUAGGUAAUGAUACAAAGAAGCUAGUCGUAGAACCUUGCGUUCAGACUACCUUUGGUGUGAUUAGAAAUGAGUUCAUACAAAAUUAUUGUCAAUUUUAACACAGUUUUAUUAAUGCCAGAAGUGUUGUGUUAUCAUAAAAAGAAAUAAAUUUUAUCUUGCUCUGGAAGUCUGUGAUUUCCAGUUAUAAUGAAUACAAUAUUAAGAAAUUAUUUCUUAUUCUAGUACGGAAUCACUCAUUCAACUGUAUUCAUUGUAUAUCAUAACUACAUUUCUUGCAUCAUUUUGGCUGUUUUGUAUAUCCUUGUCAAAAAACAAUGAUCGCUUAUUGAUUUUUUAAUCAUUUGGUGUUAAUCCAACCGGAUUAGAUAUAUUUUCUUAAGUAAUAAUUCAACAGACGGGACAGUCUUAUACGACAGAUUUCUGCACACCACUUCUUUGUUUUGAAUCAACCUACUACAAUUAAAUUGUUACCAUAUUUAAUUAUAUAUUCUAGCCAAUUGAUGCAUAUGUCACGCGAUGGAGAACUGAUCCAUAUUCACGUGGAUCUUACUCAUAUGUUGCUGUUGGAGCCACAGGUGCUGAUUAUGAUAUUCUUGGUGAACCAGUUUAUUACUCUAGUAGUUCCAGUGAUGAAAAACAAACAACAAAUCAUGCAUCUGAACAAUCUCAUGGAAUUUAUGAUAUUUCUAUGCCAACUAAUAAUCCUCGUAUAUUUUUUGCUGGUGAACAUACUUGCCGUUGUUAUCCAGCUACUGUGCACGGUGCAUUUUUAAGUGGUCUACGUGAAGCAGCUCGUGUAGCUAAUCAUUACUUUCCAGGUCAAACACCUGUACGUGCGUCAGGAUUUAAAUUAAAUACUUCACAAUCGACAAAUCUACACUUCUAAAUCAUUCCAUUGUUUAUUUAUUUCCCUUUCUCUAGUUUUGUCAGUGUCUUCUCGGAAAAAGCUGUAUUUUCCCCUAUACUUGUACUUUUUCGACUGACUGUAGAUUAACUAUCCCAUAAAUAAUUAUUUUCUACCUACUAGGUUUUAUCCAUCUUUAUAUUUAUGUGUAUUCAUCCUUAUGGAAUAUAUUUUUUCCUGUAAAAUAUAUUGAUAUACUACAUUUGUGUGCAAUCGUGUCAUAUUUUGCAGUUUAUGUGUUGAUAUAUUUGCCUAACCUCUAUUCGUUUUGCGCAUUACGUAUGUUUGUAUGGAUCGAGUUUAGUUGUUUUGUAUUAUACGUGAAGUUUUGUCGUUUAUUAUUAUUAUUACUCUCUGAAUAUUUCUUGAUUUCUUUUAUUAUGACUAAUGCAUUCAUUACCCUGUUUUCAUUUUGUAAACAAACUUGAGAAAUUGUGAAAUGCGAUAAAUGACAAAUGCUUGUUAUUCAGUGUUGUGUACAGUAUUGUGUUGUCAAACUUACCACUGGUUUGUAAAAAGUUAUAUGCAGCCAUGCUGAUAAUGAGUUGAAGCUUUAUAUAUAUUUGCAUUAUUUAAUUGAUAAAUCAACGAACUCUUAGGGCUACUUAUUUUGUAUUGCAUAAUGAUGUUAUGCGAAGUAGUUUUGUCUUCACUUUAACACUAACCCUUUCUUUUUACUAUGGAUUAUCAGCAUGUAGUUUUUUUAAAUAUUUUUGUUCUCUGGCUUAAACUAUUAUCGUUAUUGCACUAAGAUUCGGUAGAUAUCAGGUGUUUCAAUAGUAGACCCUAGAUCAAAAACUCGCUACAUCUAUAUCAAUUUAGAUAACCAUGUUUCAUCACUGGUCCUCACAAAGAAAAUGUGGC